CUGUCCCUCGGUCCGCCGGAGGUCGUCGGGGAAAGGGUUAACCGGGCAGCGGGGCGGGGGGAGGAGGGCCGGCCUCACACCUCUCCGGGAGACCUCGGGCGGCGGCGGCGGCGGCGGGGCCCGGGAGGGGCGGAGGCUGGGGCUGGACGCCUCGCCGCCUCCGCCUCGGCGAAUAGCAGCGCGCUGCCCGCCCGGAUUGGAGCAGCAGCAUCACGCUGACCUCCGCCUGGGCUGUAAACCGAGCCGGCCGCUGCGGGCAGAGGCAGGCUCUCGGCGCCUCCGGGAAAGGCAGCCCCACGGCCGAGCUCCGCGCGGCUCGCAGGGACCCGGGCAGCGCCCCAGCCGCGGCUGCGGGGAGCGGGGGAGCCCGACGCGGGCGCGGGCGGGGAGCGUGCGUCCGUCGGCAGCAGCGGGAGGAGGGGCGGCGCCAGCCAUGGCCGGGGACAGCGAGCAGACCCUGCAGAACCACCAGCAGCCCAACGGCGGCGAGCCCUUCCUGAUCGGCGUCAGCGGGGGCACGGCCAGCGGCAAGUCUUCCGUUUGUGCUAAGAUUGUGCAGCUCCUGGGACAGAAUGAGGUGGACUGUCGCCAGAAGCAGGUGGUUAUCCUGAGCCAGGAUAGCUUCUACCGUGUCCUCACUUCGGAGCAGAAGGCCAAAGCCUUGAAGGGCCAGUUCAAUUUUGAUCACCCGGAUGCCUUUGACAAUGAACUCAUCUUCAAAACACUCAAAGAAAUCACUGAAGGGAAAACAGUACAGAUUCCCGUGUAUGAUUUUGUCUCUCAUUCCCGGAAGGAGGAGACGGUCACUGUCUACCCUGCAGACGUGGUGCUCUUUGAAGGGAUCCUGGCCUUCUACUCCCAGGAAGUACGAGACCUGUUCCAGAUGAAGCUUUUCGUGGACACAGAUGCCGACACGCGGCUCUCCCGCAGAGUAUUAAGGGACAUCAGCGAAAGAGGGAGGGACCUUGAGCAGAUUUUAUCUCAGUACAUUACGUUCGUCAAGCCUGCCUUUGAGGAAUUCUGCUUGCCAACAAAGAAAUACGCUGAUGUGAUCAUUCCUAGAGGUGCAGAUAAUCUAGUGGCCAUCAACCUCAUCGUGCAGCACAUUCAGGACAUCCUGAACGGAGGGCUCUCCAAACGGCAGACCAAUGGCUAUCUCAACGGCUACAUCCCGUCACGCAAGAGGCAGUCCUCGGAGUCCAGCAGCCGGCCGCAUUGACCCCUGUCUCCCCCCGACCCAGCCCCUAUCUUCAAGAGGCAGGAGGAGGGAUCAGGAGGCG
This is a messenger RNA of Panthera uncia (snow leopard), 1280 nucleotides long. It is a transcript of the gene UCK2, whose product is annotated as uridine-cytidine kinase 2. Bases 434 to 1219 code for a protein of 261 amino acids. Lineage: Eukaryota; Metazoa; Chordata; Mammalia; Carnivora; Felidae. The record is from RefSeq and is a predicted model, not a curated record. Gene Ontology annotation, molecular function: kinase activity; ATP binding. Gene Ontology annotation, cellular component: cytoplasm; cytosol. The transcript has 7 exons.